AUGAGCGCAGCAGCGAUUUUACAAAAGGAGCUAAAAGAGCUCACCAAAUCUCAGCCAUCGUUUCGGAUCCAGCUGGAUUCGGAUAACAUCUUCCUAUGGGAUAUUGGCAUGUACAUCCCUAAUCCGAACUCCAAAUACAACGGCGCGUACCUUAAAUGCCAAAUGCGUUUCCCUAGUAAUUAUCCAUUUUCGCCGCCAGCAUUCAGAUUCACGCCACCAAUCUUCCAUCCCAAUGUUUAUAAAGAUGGUCGGGUUUGCAUUUCCAUUUUGCAUGAGGCCGGUGACGCAUUCAGCGGAGAACCUUCUAACGAGACAUGGAGCCCUGCUCAGUGCGUUGAAUCAGUUCUUGUUUCGAUUAUCUCGCUACUUGACGAUCCAAACAUCAACUCUCCUGCUAAUGUGGACGCCAGCAAAUUGUUCAGAGAUCACAAAGAAGACUACUACAACAUGGUUGCCAAAGAUGUCGAGCGGUCCAAAAAGGACAUCCCUCACGACUUUGAGAUUCCCGACGCCACCUCACGUUCAGAGGCCGACGAGUACGAAGACGAAUGGUUCUAUCAAGACGAUGAUGAGGACGACGACGAGAUCGACGAGGACGACCAGAGCUUCAUCGACGACGAGGAGGUGGAAAUGAGCGAAGACUACGGAGAGGACACGUCCAAAUAG
This is a messenger RNA of Ogataea angusta, 666 nucleotides long. RefSeq lists its product as uncharacterized. The coding region runs from base 1 to 666 and encodes 221 amino acids. The transcript has a single exon. Gene Ontology annotation, biological process: proteasome-mediated ubiquitin-dependent protein catabolic process; protein polyubiquitination. NCBI's taxonomy places the organism in Eukaryota, Fungi, Ascomycota, Pichiomycetes, Pichiales, Pichiaceae. Gene Ontology annotation, molecular function: ubiquitin conjugating enzyme activity. The record is from RefSeq and is a predicted model, not a curated record.